CAAAAAUUUGCUGGCUUCACUAUUGUUUUGUUUGAUGAGCUCAUCAGUUGAUUGCAAAAAUGUUGUCCAGUAAAAUUCAUGCACUUCAGAAUCAGAAUAGGUUUCAUGAUAUAGUUUGCACACAAAGAGGAAAAACAAAAAUUCCACUCAUCCCAGGAUUAGUAAAAAGGGAAGCUUUUGGUUGUUGGUUGCAAUGUAGGCCACAGAAUAAAUGGUAAAGUUGAGUUGGACGGUUGAGGCACAAACCUGCCCCUCUCCAUUUUAGACAUCCAUCCACACUAUUUAGGCUAAUGAAAACAGGGACAGAAGAAAAUGAGCAGAGAUCUUUAGUGGAGAGGCAAGGGACGUAAGAAGUUGCCUAAUUCUUGGAUUGAAUUAGGCACUUCUUCGUCCCACAAUCCUCUCUUUAUUUGUAAUACAUAUAGUUCCAAUUUUUAACCACAGGAUCUAAGCAUUCAAUUAUGGAGGGAUUGGUAGGCCUCUUGAAAGUGCGGGUGGUUCGUGGGAUCAACCUUGCCUACCGCGACGCAAGAGGCAGCGAUCCAUAUGUUGUCCUACGACUUGGCAAGAAGAAACUCAAGACAAGUGUGAAGAAGAGAUCUGUCAAUCCCAUCUGGCAUGAAGAGCUAACUUUGACGGUCACACAUCCCAGUCAAACACUUAAGCUUGAGGUGUUUGACAAGGAUACUUUCAGCAGAGAUGACCCUAUGGGAGAUGCAGAGAUCGACGUAGCACCCUUGAUGGAAGUUGUAACUAUGAACCCGGACGACAUUAAGAACGGCGCCAUCAUAAAGUCUGUGCGGCCAAGCACCCGGAAUUGCCUUGCAGAUGAGAGCCAUGUUUGCUGGAGGAACGGUAGGUUUGUCCAGGACAUGAUUCUCCGGCUCAAGAACGUCGAGAGCGGAGAGAUACAGCUCCAGCUGCAAUGGGUAACCAUUCCUGGCGCCAAGUAACCCUCGAUUUCGCUUUGGAGAUCAUAGCUCUUCCUCUCAUUGCCAUGGGAAUCUUCCGAAUCGAUGAGUUCGACGACGUGUUGGGAUGCCAGCACCCGUGUUUACCUGGGAAACGAAGCAUUCCAUUUCAAUCGCAUUUUCACCUGUUGUGAAUGUCGGAUUGUAACUUAACCAGCAAUGGGUUCAGGGUAGUCUAUACUGGUAGAGGGGAAAUGGGGGGAGAAAAUAAUUCAAGUCAAGUGGUAGGAUCCUGUUCUGUUCUUUCUGGCAACACCAUAUCCUUGUUUGCUGCAAUGUGAUUGAAUU
Messenger RNA from Setaria italica (foxtail millet), 1259 nucleotides. RefSeq names its product protein C2-DOMAIN ABA-RELATED 4. The record is from RefSeq and is a predicted model, not a curated record. The transcript has 3 exons. The coding region runs from base 462 to 953 and encodes 163 amino acids. Lineage: Eukaryota; Viridiplantae; Streptophyta; Magnoliopsida; Poales; Poaceae.